CUGUCGUAAACUGAGAUUUCCUGACGGCUGCCUAGCUUUACGAUGACAACAACUAUGGCGGCUGCCAGUGGCAGAUUUGAAAGUGAGAGGAGUAUAGAAGAGCGAAAAGAGCAGACCCGGGUUGCCAGGGCCGAGGUGUUGCGCCAGGCUAAAGCUAACUUUGAAAAGGAAGAAAGGCGUAAAGAACUUAAACGACUUCGGGGUGAGGAUACAUGGAUGCUACCGGAUGUAAAUGAGCGAAUUGAACAAUUCUCACAGGAACACUCUGUGAAGAAAAAGAAAAAAAAAGACAAGCAUUCAAAAAAAGUAAAGAAAGAGAAGAAAAAAAAGAGCAAGAAGGAGAAAUAUGAGAAGAGCAAGGAGUCAUCUGAUAGUUCAUCUAGCUCUGAAGAGGAGUGGGUUGAAGCUGUUCCACCCCAGACUUCUCACCAGGAAAAGGCCUGGAAAGUGAAAGGUGAAAAGUCAGAAAAAGAAGAUGACAGUAAAGUUACUCAGAGGGAUGAGUGGAUGACUGUUGAUUUUAUGACUGUCAAAACUGUGUCAUCAUCAUCACUUAAAGCUGAAAAGGAAACUCAAAGGAAAAUAGAACAGGAGAAAACCCAAGCGCUUGAGCAUUCCAAACUCCUGGAAAGAGAAUUGAAUCCAUACUGGAAGGAUGGUGGAACAGGCCUUCCACCAGAAGACUGUGGUGUGUCAUCGGUUACUAAAGUUUCAGGAGUAGAAGAUGGUGGAUUAAGCUGGCUAAGGAAAUCUUACCAGAGAAUGAAGGAACAGGCUGAGAAACAAAAUAAAAAUCUGGAGGACAUUGUAGCUGAAAGAUAUGGGUCAAUGGAAAUAUUUCAGUCGAAAUUAGAAGAAGCUGAAAAAAUUGCAUCCAAAAAAGAAGAUUAUAGAAGAGAACGGUGGAGGAAACCAGCAUAUUCAGAUAUAACACAAAAUAAUCAAGAAAGUAGAAAAUCAGACUUUGUAAAAUACAGUAAAAGUUCAAAGGAUAGAUACAAUGCAACAGAUAUUGCAAAUUGUAGCAGUAAAGAUAAAUUUAUUGGGGAUGAAAAAGAUAAGAGAUCUGAAUCUUUAGAAACAUAUAGGAGAGAUUCUGUUCCAAGGCAAAAUCGAGAGUUUUCUUCUGGGAAUUUGAGACCCAAAUUCUUAAGACCUUCUGAUGAUGAAGACUUGUCAUUUCACAGCAAGAGCAGAAAUUUGGAACCAUCUCAUUCAUCUACAUCAUGGGCAGCUGAGGGUUCUUUGCGUUGUGGUUUUCGAAAACCUAUCGAAAACAGUGAGAAAAUUUUAACAUCAUUGAGUGGAUCUGAUGGAAGUGAAGGAGGCAAGAAACAUUCAGAUCAAAAGCUUUCAGAAAUCAGCAGCAUUGACUGUGGACACAUUUCAGAAGACGUGAAAGAAAAAUCACACCCUGAAAGUUUGCAAGAUGACCCUCCGAAAAGAGAAUAUCUGCAAGACACAAAGUCUACAUUUGCUGGCAGUGGUCCAGAGGAUGAGUCCAUCCACAUCCUGAGUGUUGAUGAGAAGAACAAGCUGGGAGCAAAGAUUAUCAAGGCAGAGAUGAUGGGGAAUAUGGAAUUAGCUGAAAAACUUAAAGCCCAACUUGAGAAGGCAAAUAAAUUCAAAGAAACUGUAACACAGAUAUCAUCAAAAAAAUCUGGGGUAGAGAAUGAAGACCAGCAGGAAGUGGUCCUUGUCAGGACAGAUCAGUCUGGAAGAGUGUGGCCUGUGAACACACCAGGAAAUCCUCUGCAAGCGAAAGGAGGGAGAAGCAAAAGACAGAUGGUUUCAACCCAUGAGGAAAAAGAAAGAGUCAGAUACUUUCAUGAUGAUGAUAAUCUAAGCCUAAAUGAUUUAGUCAAAAAUGAGAAGAUGGGAACAGCAGAAAAUCAGAACAAGCUUUUUAUGAGAAUGGCAUCUAAGUUUAUGGGAAAAGCAGAUGGAGAUUACUACACUUUAGAUGACAUGUUUGUCUCCAGAGCAGCUGAGAGAGGACGUCUUGGUGAAGAGGAAGAGAAUCAGAGGAAAAGAGCUAUUGCGGAGCAUCAGAGUCUUGCUGCACAAAUGGAAAAAUGUCUGUAUUGUUUUGACAGCUCUCAGUUUCCCAAGCACCUUAUUGUUGCCAUAGGUGUUAAGGUUUAUUUGUGUUUACCCAACUUCCAGUCUCUUACUGAGGGGCACUGCCUGAUAGUCCCUUUGCAGCACCAUAGAGCAGCCACAUUACUAGAUGAGGACAUCUGGGAGGAAAUUCAGAUGUUCAGAAAAUCAUUGGUUAAGAUGUUUGAAGAUAAAGGUUUGGACUGCAUCUUUUUAGAAACUAACACGAACUUGAAGAAGCAGUAUCACAUGAUUUAUGAAUGUAUUCCUCUCCCAAAGGAAGUGGGUGAUAUGGCUCCCAUCUAUUUUAAGAAAGCCAUAAUGGAAUCUGAUGAAGAGUGGUCCAUGAACAAGAAAUUGAUUGAUCUUUCUUCAAAAGAUAUCAGAAAGUCUGUACCCAGAGGCUUGCCUUACUUCUCUGUGAACUUUGGUCUUCAAGGAGGGUUUGCCCAUGUCAUUGAAGAUCAACACAAGUUCCCUCAUUACUUUGGAAAGGAAAUCAUUGGUGGAAUGUUGGAUUUAGAACCAAGACUUUGGAGGAAAGGGAUUCGGGAAAACUUUGAAGACCAGAGGAAGAAAGCCCUGCAGUUUGCUCAGUGGUGGAAACCAUAUGACUUCACCAAAAGGUAUAAGUGCCCCCAAGGAACCCUGGUAUUAGCAGUGCCUGGAAGAGCUCCUGCCACUGGACAAACAUUUGUGGAGUAAAUGGAUACACACAUCCCUUGUGUGUUGACUUAGCUGUAGCACAUUCAAAAACAGCCAACGAAGGACCUAGAAACCAUGAUCUCCGAAGAGCAGCUGAUGAAAACAGGGAAAACUGGAUGAGAGAAGAGAAUCGUAGAGCAAGAUGUUUCAAGGUGUGAGGGACCCUUGUCAGGUGCAAGAUGGAGUCUUUCAUGGCCUUGCUUUGAGGCCCAAAUGAAGGGGAAUGACUGAGAUGGACAGAGAACAGAUUUGGUCUUGCCAUGUAAGUUGAACUUAAAUUGCUGGUAUUUGAUCAUUUUAACCAAUAAAAAUGCCCAAUUUAUGUGAAAAAAUAUGAAAAGAAUAGAAAUGGAUACUGCUACUGAAGUUUAAAAAAAGAGUUACUGAGAUUAUUUCAGAGAUAAUUAUCUGUAUCUUUGGUACAUGACAUCUUUGUCCAAGUAGGAAGGAAUUAUAGCAGUUCUGUGAUUCUAGGGUUCAUAAAAGUAGCAGUCAGAUGAAGUGGAAUCUCUUACAGUCUUUUUUAUUUGAAUUUUGUAUCAUUAAAAUGGGUCAUCAUAUAGUACUUGAGAGAGAAUGCAUGAUCUGUUACCCUUAACACAACUGAAGACAGUUAGCUUUUGGACAGGAAAGGCUAGUUAACUUACCUUCAUUAAACAUUCCCAAAAGUUCUUGUUCUCUUAAACAUCUUGAUAAAAAUUUGUUAUAACUCUGAAAUCUUUCAGCAAUACUUUCAAAUAUCACAGUCUCUUCUAGUAAAAAUGACAUUUUUUCCUUCAUGAUUUAUUGGUAUCUCUUGGCUCCAGAAUCAUCAUUUAGGAUUCAUCUCUUUGAAAUAUGCAGAAACAAAAUUUAUUGCAUAGUUAAUGGUUUUCAUCCAUCUUACCUUUCAAAUUGGUAGUCUCCACUAAGAUGUAUUUAGAUGAUAAAUAGUAAGACAUGCACCUUUCCUAUUAGUUGUCUUUUAUGUACUUAGUAUUAAGGUGUUGAUCAGAUGUUAUGAAACGAUCAUAUUUUAUUAUAAUUACUAUCAUUUGGUAUAGCUGUAUGCCAGACUGCCCACUGGAUUCUGAAUACAAAUCAGUGACUGAAUGUAGUUAUGCAUAUUUUAGGCUUUUAAAUGAGGUAUUUCAACUGCAAAGUAAAUGCAGCCUCCUUCAAUUUAUUUUUAUUUCCUGAUAAAUUAUGAAGUCCUAUUUGGAAGGUAUAAUAAUGUAAAGACAUUGACUUUGCAGUGGUGUAGUCAUGUAUUAAUAAUUGUGUGGUCCUGUACACAUUAUUUAAAUGUCCUAGUGUACUUGCCAUGAGGCAGGUAUAAUGCAAGAAUUUUGAAAAGGAACACAAAGAAGCUAGAAUCUGGCUUGAAAGUGCUAAGCAUCUAAUGAGAGUGGAGGUGUGGCAAACACAAUCUCAGAAAGUUGUUGAAAUUAAGUGACUUAACAUGUUCCCAGUGCAUAGACUAGUAAAGAAAAUGUUGUAAAUAUUUUUCUCCCUUUUUAGAAAUUCCCCAUUUAGCUUCUUUAAGGCAGACCUGAUUCCAUGUAGUGAUAAUUUGAUAUAAUUCCAAAUUGCCUUGAUAAGUGGAGUUUCAACACAAAGUCUUAUAUAAAUCUUAAUUGUAAUAUCUGUGCAUUCUCCCUAAUACGAACUUGAGUUUCACCACAUAGAAGCAAUUUUUCAAAGAUCUAAUAAAAUUUCCUGCCUACAUGAAUUUAACAAAUUAAUCACCUGCUUUUCUUUUGAAUGUGCCUCAAGAGAACGAGGAACAAAGCAUCAUUGAGAUGUAUUAUUAGCUGACAUAAUUUUUGAGAAUGUCUGCACAGAUAUACAAGGUGUUUAUAAUACUCAAAGGAUCUUAAUUUUCCAGGAAGGAGGAAAUAAAGCACUCUUUAAGAUAUUACUUAAAUGUUUCCAGCUAUUGUACUCUGUUACAAAGUUUUACUUCUAAAUAUGAAGGAACUUUAAAAAGUACAUAGUAGUAGAAUUAAAAGAUAAGUACGUUUAUUUUGGGGCAAAAAAGUUGUUUGGUGGCCUUCCCAGGCUGAGGUGGACAUAGUUGAUCACAUACACCUGCCUGGGCUCCUGAACUUCCUUUUUGAGCCCCUUUUGUCUUUUGUUGAAAUGCUUGGACUUUGGUUUCAGAGCGGCAUGAGCCUACCCCAGCUUUGGUGAUUGUGGUUGGUCGUGAAUGCCUGUCUGGACUCUCUGUCUCCCUUUCCAAGCCUGUCACAUUUUGGUAUGUGCAAGUGGCCACACACACAUGCCCUGGAAUUUGGCCCACACUGAUGUAACCUGGCCACCACCACUGAGAUCAGUAUAUCCCUGCUGAGACUGAAAGGAGUACCCAGGUGCCUGGCACCAGUGCCAUCAUGAACAAUCAAAAAUUACAUAGCGGGAGUACACUGGUAUACAAUUCAAUCUAAAGUCAAAGGAGCUAUCAAACUGGCAAUUGAAGACACACCUUCAGGAAGAAGUCUUCAAUCCAUGAAAGCUGCCAUUUAAAAGCAAUGUAAGUAACUGAUCCACUAGAAGACAAAUAUCAAGACAGGUAUGUAAGAAGUGUGAGAAAUCAAACAAUAUGAUGUCCCAAAAGAAAAAAAAGUUUGAAUAUCAGAUCACACAGGAAGAGAGAUUGAUAAAAUGCUUGAUGAAGUAUUUAAAAUAAUGAUUAUAAGGAUACUCAAAGAGAUAAAAAUAAUACAGAUAGUUAAAUGAAAUUGUGAAAUCAGUGCAUGAUACAAGUGAUAAAUUCUGCAGAGAGAUCUUGAAAAAUAAUCAAACACAAAUCUUAGAAAUGAAGAAUUCAAUAAAUCAUAUUGAAAAUAAGGUUGAAGUCCUCAACAACAGACCAUAUCAAGCAGAACAAAGAAUAUCUGAAUCUGAAAAGUACUUUUUGAAAUACCCCAGUCAUAUAAUAAAAAAAAAUUCAAGACAGCCUCAAAGACCUUUGGUAUAGCAUUAAAGAAACUCAUAUUCCAAUUAUAGAGAUUCUCAAGUGAUAAGAGAAGGAUAAAAUUAUUGAAAACAUAUAGAUGAAAUAACAGCUGAAAAUUUCCCCAAUCUUGAUAAAGAUAUGGAGAUCAAUUUACAAUUCAAUGCAAUUCUCAUAAAUAUAUGGGUGUCAUUCUUUACAGAACUAAAAAAUAAGCAGUCCUAAAAUUCAUUGGAAGCAUAAAAGCUCACAAAUAUCCAAAGCAACAUUGAACAAAAAGAAUAAAACUGGAGUUAUCAAAAUAUCCCAACAAUAUAGUAUUAAUAUGAAAACAAGCACAUAGACCAAUGCAAUAGAAGAGAGAUUCAGGCUGGUGCCCCGGCUCACUA
This is a messenger RNA of Oryctolagus cuniculus (rabbit), 6126 nucleotides long. The record is from RefSeq and is a predicted model, not a curated record. NCBI's taxonomy places the organism in Eukaryota, Metazoa, Chordata, Mammalia, Lagomorpha, Leporidae.